GUGAGGCUGGUGCCGCUGCGGAUCCGGACAAAAAUCCGGCACCACCCCCACAGAGGACUGCGGAACCAAGGGCGGAGGCCAUUAAUUCUAAUGGCACGCCGCCUGCACUGGAAAUUGCAACUGUACUGGGAACCGAGGUUCCUGUGUGGGCUGCGUUUUCCGAAGAAGUGCAGGGACUUCUUCCCUGCGUGUCCCGGGGCACAGGAGUCCAUUCAAAUGCAGGGAAGAAGUCCCUGCACUUCUUUGGAAAACACAGCCCGCACG
This is a messenger RNA of Staurois parvus, 264 nucleotides long. The record is from the annotation of a GenBank genome assembly. Lineage: Eukaryota; Metazoa; Chordata; Amphibia; Anura; Ranidae.